This is a messenger RNA of Arachis stenosperma, 414 nucleotides long. RefSeq lists its product as uncharacterized. The record is from RefSeq and is a predicted model, not a curated record. Bases 1 to 414 code for a protein of 137 amino acids. The transcript has a single exon. Lineage: Eukaryota; Viridiplantae; Streptophyta; Magnoliopsida; Fabales; Fabaceae.
AUGCCAGAUCCAUGGAGCUUUCAAAUUCCAUAUACCAUUGGGAGCACCACCUUUGAGAAAGCCCUAUGUGAUCAGGGUGCAAGUAUAAGUUUAAUGUCCUUGUCUAUGAUGAAGAAGCUAGAAAUCAAAGAGAAAAAACCAACAAGGAUAGCAUUAAUAAUGGCAGAUAAAUCUUUGAAGCAUGCACAUGGAAUAGUGGAGAACAUCUUGGUCAAGGUGGGUAAGUUCUUCCUCCCAGUUGAUUUUGUGAUUCUUGAUAUGGGAGAGGAUGAAAAUACCUCUAUAAUCUUAGGAAGACCAUUCUUAGUCACUGAAAGAGCUCUGAUUGAUGUGGAAGAAGGUGAAUUAGUGCUUAGAGUGCAUAAUGAGCAGCUGGCCUUUCAUGUCUUCAAAAUUAUGCAUUUAUCAGACUGA